Cryptococcus deneoformans JEC21 is the source of this 1871-nucleotide messenger RNA. Its product is annotated as sodium-hydrogen antiporter. Gene Ontology annotation, biological process: proton transmembrane transport. Gene Ontology annotation, cellular component: membrane. Lineage: Eukaryota; Fungi; Basidiomycota; Tremellomycetes; Tremellales; Cryptococcaceae. Gene Ontology annotation, molecular function: antiporter activity. The transcript is spliced from 2 exons. The record is from RefSeq and is a predicted model, not a curated record. Bases 146 to 1747 code for a protein of 533 amino acids.
GUAACCUUCAAAUUGUCUUGGAAAAUUCUCCACACCUUUUUUUUAACUGCAACUCUUCCGACUUAAAAAGUAGUUUUGAACUACCCACCAUCAAAUCAGCUAGACUUUAUACCAACACAUAACACAUAAAUCCUUUUCCCAUGCGAUGCCGUCCGAUUUUUCUUACGAGGAGCCCUCCACAGCUCACUUGCUCAUCUUUUCGACAUAUCUCUGGUUGCUAAACAUGGCGCGCUGGUUUGUCCAGCGCAUAACAGGAGCAGGUUUACUUGGCGAAAUCGCCAUAGGGAUGAUUUUUGGAUCACCACUCGCACAGUGGUUGGAUGUUGACUGGCAGUCCACAAUGGUCACUAUCGGUUAUAUUGGCCUGCUGGCUAUUGUUCUCGAAGGCGGUAUAACAACUUCAUUACCUCUUUUAAUCCCGCUUAUUCCAAUUUCCAUGGCCAUUGCUUUUACCGGCGUGGCAGGCACCCUCGCCCUCUCUUUCCUCUGCAUUCCAGCUUUCGGCUACAGCCCUCUCUCGGCAUUCGCCUCUGGCGCUGCAAUGUCAUCGACCUCACUCGGCACAACCCUUGCUGUGCUGGCAGGUACAAAAGGGAUUGGUUUUGACCUCCGUCAGACAAAAGUCGGGGUGGCGCUGGUCGGCGCGGCAGUGGCGGAUGAUGUAAUCGCCUUCGUGUUUUCCGAGAUUAUGAAAAUCCUCGGGCGAAGCAAUGGAGGUGUAGGACCUCAAAUUGGGAGGAUUGUAGGGGUGACGAUUGGACUAGGUGCGAUUGCGAUCCCCUUGACGAUCUGGGUACUCAAGCCGCUCCUGACUUCGCAGAGGAGCAAAAAGCUGCUUUUCCAAUCGGGAAGGUUGGGUUCAAUGGGGGUUAUCCUCCUUGUUGCCGUUGGGAUGGUCGCCGCUGCUGGGUAUGCAGGCACUAGUCCUCUUUACGGUAUUUACGUAGGAGGUCUUAUGUUGUCAUAUGUCUCUGAGCCAGACGAGGAUACUGUCGAGACAACCUCCAACUCGGACAUACCUCUCACCCGUAUCAAUACCAACCCUACUCCUGACACUGGAUCUGGCGAUCAAGCUCCAAAGCCUAUCCCGAUGGCGUAUACACUCUCCCGCCAGUCUCUUGACCUUUCUCGCGCUCAUACACACCCAGGCACAAUCGGCUACCACUUUGCUUAUCUGCCCUCUCCUGCGCGCGCACGUCGCCCCGCUCCAGCUGGCAGUGACGACCGUCCUAACCCCCUUGAUUUCGCCAGUACCUACAACGCUUUCCUCUUCCCUCUUGUUGAGUACAUCCUCCUUCCCAUCUUCUUUGGUUCUAUCGGCUACUCUAUUCCAUUCCUUCGUCUUUGGAGGGGAUCGAUCAUCUGGAAGGGGAUCGUGUAUUCGAUAUGGAUGGUCCUCGGGAAACUCAUGUGUGGCUUGUGGUUGUUUUGGCCAUCAAAGAGUAAAGGAGGCAAGAUUAGCGAGGCACAAGGGCUGCCAGUGACCGAGAAGGAGGGUAAGGGUGAUUGGACGUGGAAGGAUAGGGUACCAGCUGUCCUCUUUUUGGGAUUCGCAAUGGUUGCAAGAGGAGAAAUCGGGCUGUUGAUCUCUCAAAUUGGCCGUCACACCCCAAUCCCGUUAUUUGAUGAGGAUGAAUUCUUGAUAGCUAUUUGGGCUAUUGUGGUUAACACCAUCAUUGGUCCAGUGGCUGUAUCUUCGAUACUCAAGAAAUGGAGGGUGGGCGUAGUUAGAGGAGGCUGGGAAUAGCGUCCCAAGUUCUUCGCUCUGUAUCUUAGAUCGUACAUACAUCUCGUAAACCAAUUAUUAGAUUGAAUACUCCUAUUUUCGUCCUGCUAUGCCAAUGUCUAUGAAUAUCUUUUAUAUGUUUGCA